Haliotis rubra (blacklip abalone) is the source of this 372-nucleotide messenger RNA. RefSeq names its product putative per-hexamer repeat protein 5. The transcript has a single exon. The coding region runs from base 1 to 372 and encodes 123 amino acids. The record is from RefSeq and is a predicted model, not a curated record. NCBI's taxonomy places the organism in Eukaryota, Metazoa, Mollusca, Gastropoda, Lepetellida, Haliotidae.
AUGUUAAUCCUACCUGGAACCGACACGGGGGAAACAAUCAACAAUGUUAAUCAUACCUGGAACCGACACAGCGAAACAAUCAACAAUGUUAAUCCUACUGGAACCGACACGGGGGAAACAAUCAACAAUGUUAAUCCUAGUGGAACCGACACGGGGGAAACAAUCAACAAUGUUAAUCCUAGUGGAACCGACACCGGGGAAACAAUCAACAAUGUUAAUCCUAGUGGAACCGACACGGGGGAAACAAUCAACAAUGUUAAUCCUAUUGGAACCGAGACGGGGGAAACAAUCAACAAUGUUAAUCCUACUGGAACCGACACGGGGAAACAAUCAGCAAUCUUAAUCCUACUGGAACCGACACGGGGGAAAUAA